Messenger RNA from Mytilinidion resinicola, 2870 nucleotides. Its product is annotated as transcription initiation factor TFIID, subunit TAF5. The coding region runs from base 211 to 2421 and encodes 736 amino acids. The transcript is spliced from 3 exons. Gene Ontology annotation, cellular component: transcription factor TFIID complex. The record is from RefSeq and is a predicted model, not a curated record. Gene Ontology annotation, molecular function: RNA polymerase II general transcription initiation factor activity; protein binding. Lineage: Eukaryota; Fungi; Ascomycota; Dothideomycetes; Mytilinidiales; Mytilinidiaceae. Gene Ontology annotation, biological process: transcription initiation at RNA polymerase II promoter.
UGCGAGACGAGAUCACCGUUUGCCUGCGCCACACGAUAUCCUCGCCAUCUACCAUCAGCUCUCCUACUGCUCGCCCCACCUCUACAACGCCGACUCCCGAAUCCCUACUCGCGAAAGCCCUCCGCCGAUGGAAGCUUCCUGUUCACCAUCUGCGACGUGGUGAGAAAGAAGCACCGACACACCCUCCACCUUCUCGAAACACCUCCUCAAAUGUCGGGACAGCCUUCUGGACCAGGCGGGCCUGGUUCUAGGAGCGUCAGUAUCAGCAAUGGGCCUGGAGGGCCUCCGAGUGCGGGAAUGCCGCCCCAGCAGCAUAUGCAGGCGCAACAGAAUCCUGUUGGAGGCCCGGCAGGCGCACAGCCAGGCAACCAGUCGCAGCAGAAUCUCAACCAAAUUGUUCUUGAGUACCUCAGCAAGAAGGGGUACAACCGUACGGAGGCGAUGCUUCGGAAAGAGUCUGCACAUCAGGACGCAGAUGGCCGCCCCAUUGUCACUCGAGUUGAGGAAUCUGGAGGACCCAAGUACACCACGGCCUUUGGCGUAUUGCGUACUUAUAUUGAGGACAGUCUGGACCUCUACAAGCCUGAGCUCCGUAGACUGCAAUGGCCUGUCUUCGUCUACUCUUACUUGGACCUGAUCAGAGAUCACUACAUACGAGAAGGCGAACAAUUCUUCACCAAGUUCAAGGAGCCAUUCAGCCGAGAGCAUGAAGACGACCUGCGUGCUUUAUCCGCAGUCAAACUACCCCAGCAUCUCACGGAGAGCCACAUCGCGAAGGUGUAUCUAGAGAACAAGUACCGCUUGACGCUGAGCAUCAUGGCAUUCAACAACCUCAUGCAAUUCCUCGAAUCAAAGAACCCCGAAGGAGGGGCUGUAGUGGCGGAAAUCAUGAAUAUCCACAUGGAACUGCACACGGUAGACCGAGCGGCUGCGGGAGCCGAGCGCAGCAUUGCUGCGAUUAUCGCACGCGGCGCUGUCCAUGAAGAUAUGCCUGCUGAAGAUGAAGGCAUUCCCGGGCACAAUCCUGGUUCCGCAAACACCGAUCGCAACGCGCCUAAUGUCCUUGCCAAGCUCAAUCUUGGACCGAUGCCCACGGAAGCAGAGCUGCAGGAAGAUGUGCGCGCGGAGCUUUCAUACAGAGACGCCAAGAAUCCGCCACAGCCGGGCCAGCAUUCACUGGUAGACGAAUUUGAACAGAUUAUUAAGCGAGAGCCGACUGAGGACGGGCCAACUCGCGAAGUCGUUCCUUUUCCACCGUCACUUGCCCGGGACGUCGCCAUGGAAGUACAGAAAGUGGUAGAGCACCGUGAUCGCUUCAGGAUUACCGGCAGGACUGGCGGAGUUGGGCCAGGACUAACCGUGUCAAUGUACACGUUCCAUAACACCCAUGACAGUAUCAACUGUCUCGAUUUCUCUGGCGAUAAUGAGCUCGUCGCAGCCGGAAUGGCAGAGUCGUACAUUCGCGUCUGGUCGAUGGACGGCUCAGCCCUUCCCCCUUCACCGCAUGACUCGAGCUCGGACCGACCUCAGUCUUCACGUCGCCUAAUAGGACACUCCGGGCCCGUAUACGCAGUUUCCUUCUCUCCCUCUAUUGCCUCUCCCGAUCCCGAUGGGCCGUCGACCGCAUCACAGUACCUCCUCUCCUGCUCCGCCGACAAAACCGUCCGCUUGUGGUCUCUUGAGACCUGGACAUGCCUCGUUGCAUAUCGAAGCCACGACAACCCCAUAUGGGACGUUACAUGGGGGCCCCAAGGCCACUACUUCCUGACUGGGUCGGGCGACCGCACCGCUCGUCUUUGGAGCACCGAUCAUAUCGAGCCUCUGAAGAUGUACGUUGGACAUGACAACGAUGUGGAUUGUGUUUCCUUCCAUCCAAACAACCUAUACGUCUUCACGGGAUCUUGCGACAAGAGCGUCCGAAUGUGGCACAUAUCUACCGGUAACGCUUUGCGACUCUUCACCGGACACACUAGCAACGUCACCGCCAUAGCCUGCUCUCCAGAUGGCAAGACGCUUGCGUCUGCCGACGACACUGGCGCUAUACUUCUCUGGGACUUGGAAAAGGGCCGUCGUAAGAAGCGCAUGCGCGGACACGGCAAAGGUGGCAUCUGGUCACUCUCCUGGUCCGUCGAGUCGACGGUCUUGGUAUCUGGUGGCGCCGAUGGCACAGUCCGCGUCUGGGACGUCCUCCUCGAGACGUCGGACAGCUCUGGAAAGGUGGUUGCUGAGGGCGGCGCUGGUGCCAAGAUCGACGCUGGCAAAGCCGGCGCGGGUGCCGUCGUCAAGGCAGGCGGUAAGGCAAAGGAUAUUGGCAUCACCGCUGAUCAGAUAUCGGCCUUCCCCACCAAGAAGAGCCCGGUCUACAAGGUGCAGUUCACGAGGAUGAAUCUGGUGCUGGCUGGUGGUGCCUACAUGCCUUGAUUAGGCUCUACAGGGGCUGGCUUUCGUACUUUUGUAACAUUUGCUCCUCUUUUUGACAAAGGCAUAACUGCAGGUGUUAAGGUAGGCAAAAGGACAGCGUGCGGGACGGAGUUUGCGGAGCUUUCUGGAUUGGCAGUAGGAUUGGGGCAGGCCGUCUUUUUCGUAGUAUCGAGCCAUAAUCCCAAAUAAAGAUACCCUACACCCCCUCCUAAGUCACGGGCUCGCGUUCUUUGCAUUUGGGAUUCCUGCUUGUAUGAUACCUCUUGGGGUAUCUUGGGUAUAUAUACCUGUAUGCGUAGAGCUCGGCAUCCCUUACGCCUGAGUCACGGCGUAGUCUAAGAUUCCUUAGUUCUGUUAGCCCGCUCUAAUGUACCGGCGCACGCCUUUUGCAUCCGUAAUCUCUCUCCUAUGAUACGUCCACAGGUGUCUUACACGUCUACGUGUAGCUG